This is a messenger RNA of Trichoderma atroviride IMI 206040, 1215 nucleotides long. The record is from RefSeq and is a predicted model, not a curated record. Lineage: Eukaryota; Fungi; Ascomycota; Sordariomycetes; Hypocreales; Hypocreaceae.
AUGGCCUCCAAUUCACCACCACCCUCAUCCCCCGUCUUCGACAUCCACGAACACACCAUCCAAGCAUCGCACAUCCGCGAAUACCCUCGCGCAACAGCAACCUCCCAAGACGAUGCCCUCUUGUUGCACGUCAAGCAAUACAUCCCCAAGCACGGCGGCCCCGCGCGCAAAGGCGACAUCACCAUCAUUGGCGCUCAUGCAAAUGGCUUCCCAAAGGUAACCUCCUGGCUCGACUACGCCCGCGACAUUGCCCACCUCAUCAACACCAUCCGCCCCCCUCGCCCCCUCAUCGCCAUGGGCCACUCCUUUGGCGCAAACGCCCUCACAAACGUCGCCCUCAUGCACCCGCGCCUCUUCACCGGCUUCAUCAUGCUCGACCCCGUCAUCGCCCGCUUCGCUGGUGCGCCCCAUCAUCCUCAAAAUCAGCAGCAGCUGCCCGAGGCUUUCCCCAACCCAGCUUCACUUAGCAUCACCCGUCGAGACACCUGGCCCUCUCGCGCCGCUGCCCGCGAGGCAUUCCUUUCCAGGCCAUUCUAUCGGGACUGGGACCCCCGCGUCUUGGACCUCUUUGUCCAGUAUGGCCUCCGCGAUGAUGAUGCUGUUUCACCCACAUCAAAGGACAACCAAAGCAAAAGCCAAGACCCAUCGCCCCCCGUCCGUCUCACCACAACCAAACACCAAGAAGUCUUCACCUUCAUCCGCCCCCUAUGGCCCGCCAUCGACCCCACCACCAACACCAUCACCAACCCCUCCCUCAUCCCAGACCACGACUUCGACCCCCAAACCCUCAUCCAAACCCCCAUCUACCGCCCGGAACAAAACGCCACCUUCCUCCGCCUCCCCCAUCUCCGCCCCCCAGUCCUCUACAUCUUCGGCGGCACGAGCACCGUCUCCCCUCCCCGCCUCGUCAAGGAGAAACUCGACACAACGGGCGUCGGCGCCGGCGGCAGCGGCGGCACGAGAGCAGGUCGCGUCAAGCACGUCAUUCACCCGGAGAGCGGCCAUCUCGUGCCCCUGGAGAAGCCGCUGUUCUGCGCAAAGGCCGCCGCGGAAUGGACAAAGACGGAGAUUGAGAGAUGGUGGGAGGAGGAAAAGGCAUAUGAAGAGUGGACGAACAAGUCACUGGAGGAGAAGUCGACGAUAGAUCAUGAGCUGAGGAGGCGCGUUGAAUUAGCCAGCAGUAAGAAGAACAGCAAGGCGAAGGCGAACUUGUAG